Messenger RNA from Owenia fusiformis, 1855 nucleotides. Lineage: Eukaryota; Metazoa; Annelida; Polychaeta; Sabellida; Oweniidae. The record is from the annotation of a GenBank genome assembly.
CCUUAAUGGCGGACAAACUCAAACCCCAAAAAUUUUAAAAUGUCUAAAUUUACCGUAUUACUCAUCGAAAUGAGCCAAUUAUAAUGUCCAAUGUUGUUGUACAGGUGGGGCAAUGUGGCAAUCAACUAGGCCAACAUUUUUGGAAGCAGGUGUUAAAAGAUAAACAAAAUAAUGAUAGCCAUGGAUUUGUUCACUAUGAUGGGAAAUUCCAUUCAGUUAAUGUAGAUAGUGAACCAAAAGUGGUGAAGCGACUUCUAAAGGACAACAAACAGAGUAAUUUCAGAAAAGAAAAUGUAAUUCUUGGCAAACGAGGACGGGGAACAAAUUGGGCGCUAGGCUACAAUGGGCCCAAGUCAGGGGAUGAUAGAGAUCUGUUGGGCAUUGCAACAGAGGCAAUCAGGAAAGAGGUAGAAAGGUGUGACAGUUUCUCUGGCAUUGUGAUGGUCCACAGCAUCAGUGGUGGAACUGGCUCAGGUGUAGGAGCUCACUUGAGUGAGAUUCUGAGAGAUGAAUAUCCAUUGGCCUACCAACUGUCAUGUGUUGUAGCUCCACAUGCUACUGGAGAGAGCCCACUUCAACAUUACAACUCGCUGCUAUGUCUUUCCUGGUUACAAAGGUUCAGUGACUCCAUCAUGUUUUUCCAAAAUGAUGACAUUCUAUAUCGUCUGAAUAAACGUCUGAAAAGUGAUGGCCGGAGUGUAUCCUUCAAUGAUAUGAAUUUACAUAUUGCUGCAUGCAUGGCAGGGGUCAUGUUGCCUGUUGACAGUGUUACUCCUAAAUGUGGUAUGAGUAUUGGGAUGGAGCCAUGGGAAAUGAUCAGGUCUAUUUGUCCAAUACCUACAACUAAGUUCAUCCACAUUAACCAGCUAAACAAGAGCAAACUUAGCUGGGAUGAACUGACAAGCCAAGUUUUACACACAGUGAAGAGACAUGACUCAGCUGGCAAAACAUUUUCCUCUAUUGCCAACUUAGUAAUAGCUCGAGGAGAUACAACAAGGUCAUUUCCAGGUCACAUGACCAGUAUAAGUCAGAAGGUCAAGGCCACUUAUUCUGCUGUAACUUGGAAUCCAUUCCCUGUUGACUUCUGGAUAGCAAGGCAUAACUCAAUAGGAGCCAAAGAUUCAGCAUCGGUUACCAUAGCAUCUAACUAUAGUAAUGUGUUGGAUGUUUUGGAGAGGACGGUUAGGAGAUCACAACAAAUGUAUGAUGCAGGGGCGUACCUACACUGGUACUGGAAACAUGGCCUUGAAAAGGAUGUGUUUGAAAGUUCCUUUGAGACAAUAGAGACUGUUAUAAAGAAUUAUAAAGAUGCUGUAUCUUGACAUAAAGACUUGAAUGGGAGAUAAAUUGUUCAUAGAGAACUUUAAAUGAAGUCUGCACCCUGAGCUCCUUGGCUAGUACUCCCUCUGUCAAAGAUCAAUCAUUUUGCAUGUUGGUGUUCAGUAAAAGCGCACCACCUACAAACCUACAUGUGGCUGUAGUACAUGUAUAUGGAGUUUCCUUCAGAAGACAAAUCUGAGUUCUGCAAGAGACAAAGUGUACAAAUUUUUGAAAAAUAUAUACAUUCUCUUUCAAGAGAAAAAGUAUAUCAUACCCAUUGUGAAUCAAAAUAGGUGCAAGGUGCUUUCUGCUUUCUCCUUGUUCUCCAGGAGACAAGUAUUCGAGUUUUUGUUUUUUUCAUUCUAAUUAAAUAAGAGCAGUUUUAACAUUGACACAUUUUAGAUAAAUUGUUCAGUGUGAAAAACAAAAUACAGUACUCCCACUUAUAUUCGACACUUAUAUUUCGUGUUUUGUGCAUUUUGAAAUUUCGCGGCUAUUAUAUUUCGCUAAUUUGUAGUACAUAUUUACAGUUAUA